Messenger RNA from Misgurnus anguillicaudatus (oriental weatherfish), 1859 nucleotides. The record is from RefSeq and is a predicted model, not a curated record. NCBI's taxonomy places the organism in Eukaryota, Metazoa, Chordata, Actinopteri, Cypriniformes, Cobitidae.
ACAGUGUGCACGUCGUCCGCUGGGGUGCGAUGCGCGCGCCCGCCAGCAAUCGUGCGCGGCGCCGUUGCUGCGGAAUUGACGGGGCUGCCGUCGGCGCGCGAGCGGAUACGGAGACCCACCUAGAAAAUAAUGAACAACAAAUUUGACGCCCUGAAAGAUGAUGACAGUGGAGACCAUGACCAGGAAAACAACGCACCGAAAGAUGGGGAGAAGGAAAAAAAUGAUGACGAGGAGAAGGAUUCAAACACUAAGAGAAAGGCGGUGGUCCCAGGGGCCGGUGAGCACCCUCUCCAAUACAACUACACAUUUUGGUAUUCUCGCCGUACACCAGGACGGCCGGCCAGCACGCAGAGCUACGAACAGAAUAUCAAACAAAUCGGGAGCUUUGCUUCGGUGGAGCAGUUCUGGCGUUUUUAUAGUCACAUGAUCAGACCGGGCGAUCUGACUGGUCACAGUGAUUUUCAUCUGUUUAAAGAAGGAAUCAAGCCCAUGUGGGAGGAUGAUGCUAAUAAGAGUGGAGGUAAAUGGAUCAUUCGGCUUCGUAAAGGUCUGGCGUCUCGCUGCUGGGAGAAUCUGAUCUUGGCAAUGCUGGGGGAACAAUUUAUGGUAGGAGAGGAGAUCUGUGGAGCUGUCGUGUCCGUUCGCUUUCAGGAGGAUAUUAUUUCUAUCUGGAAUAAGACGGCCAGCGAUCAGGCCACCACUGCUCGCAUUAGAGACACUUUACGCAGAGUUCUCAAUCUGCCUCCUAAUACCAUAAUGGAGUAUAAAACACACACCGACAGUAUCAAAGCCUGGGAGGAUUUCCAUGGUUUAGUAAAUGCAGCUGGAGGUCGCUAGUGUUUUAUCCUAAAUAUUAUGGGGAUAAUAUUCCCAAAGAAGACGACAUGCCAAAAGACGAUGACCUGAUAAUUGAUUUUCUGUUGAAAAAAACAAAACAAGGGAUCUCGUCAGCAUGAGAGGUUUUACCACCAAAAGCAGGUGGAUUCUGUUUUAUCACAUUACCUGAAAGCUGUUACACAAGAAAGAACCAAAUCAUCGAAAUGCAAAAGAGUUUAUCGGCUGAACCAAGAGGUUGACAUAUCAGAGAAAAGUGGGUGGAGCCAGUGGGACCACGGAGCUCAGCCGCUGUGAUCUGAACUACAUGCUGGGAACUGCCACGGUUGUCCAAAUAAAAUUACACACCAUUGUGUAGUACAGACACGCUUACCCAAAUUUGAAUAAUGCAGUGUCUAAAAAAAAGAUGGACUGAGCAGAAAGACUUUUGUUUAGGUCAUGUGAGGUCACGGGUUGAUGGGAAUAUUUUACUACAGUGCAGUAUUUUAGCUACAGUGUUGAGAUUUGUUUUAACGUAGAUCUGUUGUACAAAAAAUGAGUUAUAUUUCUAAACCUAUUUGAAAAGAUAUAAAAUGGAGACUUUAUUUCUUGUUGAUAAGAGUGUAAACCCAAAAACAGAGCCCUCCCUGAGGUGAGUACCAUGGUGGGUACCAUGCUGCCUGAUUCACUGUGCCUGGCCUUCAGGCCUUCGCCUCCAACAAAACGGAUUUUCAAAAUCACUCUACAUCCUGGCAUUUUGCUGGGGGGAGGCGUCACUAGAUGUGUCGUGUGAUGUCAUCGCUCUAGCGUUCUUUUAAUAGAAGUCCUGGUUUCAGAAUCGACAGAAAUCAAACUGUUUUUUUCAUGGAUAUGUAGUGUUAACACUGAUGUGAAGUUAAUGGGGGCUCUAGUAUCAAUACUGCCUGAAAUUCAGUGCUGGUGCUGGAUAACGUUGUAUUUGCGGUACAAAAAAAGAGAACAUGUGGUUUGUAAUUAUGAUUGAUGACAGCAAUAAAUGUUGAUUAUGCAUCUGCUGCUAAUUUUCA